AUGGCCGCGGCCACCUCCCCUCCCAGGGCCGAGAGAAAGCGCUGGGGCGGGGGCCGCCUGCCGGGCGCCCGGCGGGGCAGCGCGGGCCUGGCCAAGAAGUGCCCCUUCUCGCUGGAGCUGGCCGAGGGCGGCCCGGCGGGCGGCGCGCUCUACGCGCCCAUCGCUCCGCCAGGCGCCCCGGGGCCCGCGUCCCCCACCGCGCCCGCCGCGCCCCCCGCCGCCGCCGACCUUGGCCCGCGGCCGCCGGUGAGCCUCGACCCGCGCGUCUCCAUCUACAGCGCGCGCCGCCCGCUGCUCGCGCGCACUCACAUCCAGGGCCGCGUCUACAACUUCCUGGAGCGCCCCACCGGCUGGAAGUGCUUCGUCUACCACUUUGCCGUCUUCCUCAUUGUUCUGGUCUGCCUCAUCUUCAGCGUGCUGUCCACCAUCGAGCAGUAUGUCGCCCUGGCCACGGGGACCCUCUUCUGGAUGGAGAUCGUCCUGGUCGUGUUCUUUGGGACGGAGUACGUGGUCCGCCUCUGGUCAGCCGGCUGCCGUAGCAAGUACGUGGGCGUCUGGGGCCGGCUGCGCUUUGCCCGGAAGCCCAUUUCCAUCAUCGACCUCAUCGUGGUCGUGGCUUCCACGGUCGUCCUCUGCGUGGGCUCCAAAGGGCAGGUGUUUGCCACCUCGGCCAUCAGGGGCAUCCGCUUCCUGCAGAUCCUGCGGAUGCUGCACGUCGACCGCCAGGGGGGCACGUGGAGGCUGCUGGGCUCCGUGGUCUUCAUCCACCGCCAGGAGCUGAUCACCACCCUGUACAUCGGCUUCCUGGGCCUCAUCUUCUCCUCCUACUUCGUGUACCUGGCCGAGAAGGACGCCGUGAACGAGUCGGGCCAGGUCGAGUUCGGCAGCUACGCGGACGCCCUCUGGUGGGGGGUGGUGACGGUCACCACCAUCGGCUAUGGGGACAAGGUGCCCCAGACGUGGGUCGGGAAGACCAUCGCCUCCUGCUUCUCCGUCUUCGCCAUCUCCUUCUUUGCGCUUCCGGCGGGGAUUCUGGGCUCCGGUUUUGCCCUGAAGGUCCAGCAGAAGCAGAGGCAGAAGCACUUCAACCGGCAGAUCCCGGCGGCAGCCUCGCUCAUCCAGACGGCGUGGCGGUGCUACGCGGCCGAGAACCCCAACUCCUCCACCUGGAAGAUCUACGUCCGGAAGCCGCCCCGCAGCCAUGCUCUGCUCUCCCCCAGCCCCAAGCCCAAGAAGUCUGCCAUGGUAAAGAAAAAAAAGUUCAAACUGGACAAGGACAACGGGGUGAGCCCGGGAGAGAGGAUGCUGACGGUCCCGCACAUCACUUGCGACCCCACUUCGGAGGAGCGGAGGCCUGAACACUUCUCGGUGGACGGCUACGACAGUUCUGUGAAAAAGAGCCCCACGCUGCUGGAAGUGAGCACGGCCCAUUUCACGAGAACCAACAGCUUUGCCGAGGACCUGGACCUGGAAGGGGAGACUCUGCUGGCGCCCAUCACCCAUGUGUCGCAGCUGCGGGAGCACCACCGGGCCACCAUCAAGGUCAUUAGGCGCAUGCAGUAUUUUGUGGCCAAGAAGAAAUUCCAGCAAGCGCGGAAGCCCUACGACGUGCGGGAUGUCAUCGAGCAGUACUCCCAGGGCCACCUCAACCUCAUGGUGCGCAUCAAGGAGCUGCAGAGGAGGCUGGACCAGUCCAUCGGGAAGCCCUCCCUCUUCAUCUCCGUCUCAGAGAAGAGUAAGGACCGAGGCAGCAACACGAUCGGUGCCCGCCUGAACCGUGUGGAGGACAAGGUGACGCAGCUGGACCAGAGGCUGGCGCUCAUCACAGACAUGCUGCACCAGCUGCUCGCCCAGCACCACGGAGGCUCCCCGGGCAGCCGGCCUUCCAGCGGGGGCGGGGCCCAGGUGGUCCAGCCCCACAGCGGUGGCUCUAUCAACCCCGAGCUCUUCCUGCCCAGCAACGCGCUACCCACCUACGAACAGCUGACCGUGCCCCGCGGGGGCCCCGACAAGGGCUCCUGAUGGGGGCUCGGGGCCCAGGCCUGAGAGGGGAGGCCCGGAGGAGCCCUGCCCGGCCCACCCCACCUCCCACUCAGCACAGGCACCGCUAGGCCUCAGCCCCCUCUCGAAGGCCCGAGACGGCAGUCCCGCCCUCCAGGGCCCCAGACGCCCGGUGGACGACAGGGCCCUGCGGCCUGCCUGGGGGGCUCAAGACCGCCUCUUCCCAGCCAGCGGGUACUAGAAUUUGGCUGGGUGCUGGGAGGAGGGGCCUCUCGGCUCCAAGACCGGGGUCCCCCCAUUGCCUGCCUGAUACUCGGGACAGAGCGGCAGGAGGUCAGGCCGGGCAUCCCAGGCACUUGGUCUGUCCCAUGUAUGGCCAGGGAGCCGCACAGCUGUGUGCAGGCCCCGGGGCAUUCCUGAGGGGAGACAGAGGGACGGCCUGGACAGGGUCUGUGAGGACCCCACCCCCAGCCUCAAAGCCAGGCCCAGGGGGACCCAGGGAGAAGGCAGGCCAGGCAGGGCAGGGCAGGCCCAGCCCAUGCCGAACAAAGGAUGCCCACGGGCAAGGCCCAAUCAAGGCCCCCCCGGGCCUGGGCCUGACUCCCUCAAGCUCCAGAGAUGCUGACUCAGGCCAGGAGCUGGCGGGGAGCUGCUCCUGAGGCCACAGCUUCCAACGGGAGGGACGUGUCCACCGCUGUGGCCAGAGCUCUUCACUGGGGGUGGGCUGCCCACCAGUGGAACCGGGGUGCUCAGGUCCCCCACUUUGGACUGGCAGCUUCUCCUACCCAUUCCGGAGAAAAGAGGAGGGUCCCCAAACCCCGCUCUGUGUGUGGGCCUCACCUCCAGCUCCCUGCCUGGUCUAAGCAGCUGGACGGACACACAGACGGUGGCCUCCCCGACCCGCUGCUGAGCUGCAGGGGAGCGGACGGGCGCCACCACCUCUGGCGAGACCCACCUCCUCUGGCCUGCUCCGCCUCGCCGAAAUCAGAAUAAUCUGUGGUGAUUUGGA
This is a messenger RNA of Globicephala melas (long-finned pilot whale), 3010 nucleotides long. It is a transcript of the gene KCNQ1, whose product is annotated as potassium voltage-gated channel subfamily Q member 1. The record is from RefSeq and is a predicted model, not a curated record. Gene Ontology annotation, cellular component: membrane; voltage-gated potassium channel complex. Gene Ontology annotation, molecular function: voltage-gated potassium channel activity. Gene Ontology annotation, biological process: potassium ion transmembrane transport. NCBI's taxonomy places the organism in Eukaryota, Metazoa, Chordata, Mammalia, Artiodactyla, Delphinidae.